ACAGGAAGAGCCACCACAGCGAUGACAUGGUCGGAAGCGAGACUGCGAGGGAGCUUAGACAGGAUGUGAUCUUAGGGCUGGGCUUCUUGCUCCUCGCCGCGGCGUCGCUGAAGCGGCUUCUCACCAGCGCCGGGCAGCGAGGCUCCGAGGCCGUGAUCACGACCUUCUACUCCCUCAUCCUCUUUACGUCGGUCGUGCGAGCCACCUGGUUCUUGAUCCCAACAGAGGUCCUGCAGCCGACUUACGCCCCGUCGACGGAGUACGCCUUCAAGGGCGACUGGCUGGGGACGUACGUGUCGGAGGUUAUGCUUUUCGUCGGCAGCUUGAGCCUGUUCAGCAUCUUCAUCCUGAUGGCUAUAUUCUGGGCCGACCUGCUCAAGGGGAUCUUUAAGGAGAGCGGUCGACCUUCUCGGCCAAUGGCGUCCUUCAUGACGGUAGCGGCGGCACUCGCCGCGGCGGAGGGCGUUAACUCGUGCCUAUUCUUCACGAGGGUUUACAGCAGCCAGGGAAUGCUCAUGUUUGAGAGUGCCCUGCUGUGCAUGUUGUCGUUGGUGUGCAGCGUGGAGAUCUCCCGGUUCUCGCACCGCUUUCGAACGGUCCUGAGGACGCUCGGCGCCGUCAACCAGAUAUCGACGGAUGGUCAAGUGACGCGCAUCGUGAGAAUAACCGUAACCGGUAACGUGUUUUUCGCGAUUCGAGCCGUUUGCGAGCUAGCGGUGGGCCUGACGCUCUACAUGCAUUUCAAGCAAACCCACUCUUUCAACAUGGUGUUCAGCAGCUGGGUCUGGGACUGGUACGUGGUCGUCAAGCACGUCUCGGAGUGGAUGAUCCUGUUCGUGAUGCUGUGGAUACUGCACGACCCCGCGGAAGGGGGCUCGUCGCUGGGAUCUGACGAGGGCAGCCAAGGGCUUGCCGCGGCGGAAGACCCCGAGUACUGGGAAAUCCCCCCGGAAGCCGAUGGCCGUAAAGGGUGUGCGGACGACGACACUGGCGGAGAUGCGACCUCGCAGCUGACUGGAAACGGGCGGGAUCCCGAGGCCUAUGGCACAUUGUGA
Messenger RNA from Ectocarpus siliculosus, 1055 nucleotides. NCBI's taxonomy places the organism in Eukaryota, Phaeophyceae, Ectocarpales, Ectocarpaceae. The record is from the annotation of a GenBank genome assembly.